GCCCGUCCACCCGCAGUUCGAUUUCUCAACCUCCUCUACACUCCAUUCUCUAACUCCCUUUUUCUUUUCUUUUCCAUUUUUACCCUCCGUUCCUUUAUCUGUUUUCAAAGACCGUUUUCACCAGAGAUUCAACUCAGUUGAGUUUCCGAUUAUGACCUCUGCUCCGGCAGCGAUCUCCGAGCGAGUCGAACUCGCUAAGCACUGCGCCUCACGUGACUGGUCCAAAGCGAUUCGAGUCCUUGACUCACUUCUCGCUCAUUCUUGCACCAUUCAAGACCUCUGCAAUAGAGCAUUUUGUUACAGCCAAUUAGAGCUUCAUAAACAUGUGAUUAAAGACUGUGAUAAAGCGUUACAGCUCGAUCCUACGCUUAUUCAAGCUUAUAUUCUCAAAGGUCGUGCAUUUUCUUCUUUGGGAAGGAAAUAUGAUGCUCUUAUGGUGUGGGAACAAGGCUCUGAGCAUGCUGUGCGCCAGUCUGCGGAUCUGAAACAGUUACUUGAACUUGAAGAGCUGCUUAAGUUUGCAAAACAAGAGAGAAACCCUGGUUGUGGGAGCCAUGUCACAGAAUCUAAAUCUCCCAUGAUUAUAGCUGAAUCUGCACGGCAUACAAAUGGAAAAUCACAUGAAUUUCCAAAAAGCCAAAAUAAAUUGAGUGAUAUCUCCAGUUCUUGCAGGGAAUCUGGGGAUGCAUCUGAGAUCUGUAGCAAAGUUGGAGAUAAUGGCCAAGUGAUAAUGGGAUUGAGAGAUAAUUCACUUGUAACUAUACCUGAAUGUGGACGUCGUAAUGGAACAUCAAAUGGAAUUUAUACCAAUCAUAAUGAAUUAGGUUAUAUAUCCAAACCAUGCAGCAAGAUGAGAGAAACAUCUAAGAUCUCAUCUACUUCUGGGGAUAAUUUUGGCAUCCAAUUGAGUGAAAAAACUGAAGAGGAUACAAAGGCAGAUAAAAAUGGAAUUUGUGAUGUUCUUGAUAAUAUGAACUGUGAUUCUGAAUCCUCUAGUGUUGUAAACAAUACAUUAGAACUGUCAAGCAAACCAUCUUCAAUAUCUACGAGCUCAGGUGAUUCAAGUGAAAUUCACAUCAAGUUGAGUAAUAAAUCUGAUAUGCCUAAUGAAGCUUGUGAUGAAACCAAGAAAAAUAAAAAAUUCUCUGUUACUAGGAUAUCGAAGACCAAAUCCAUUACAGUUGAUUUUCGACUAUCAAGGGGGAUAGCACAGGUUAAUGAAGGAAAAUAUACUUCUGCUGUAGCAAUCUUUGACCAGAUACUGAGAGAGGAUCCUACUUAUUCCGAGGCCCUAAUAGGUAGAGGGACAGCAAAUGCAUUCCAACGGGAACUUGAAGCUGCUAUUAUUGAUUUCUCAAAGGCUAUUCAAUCAAAUCCAUUAGUUGGCGAGGCGUGGAAGAGAAGAGGACAAGCUCGGGCUGCCUUAGGGGAAUCUGUAGAGGCCAUUCAAGAUUUGACCAAGGCAUUAGAGUUUGAACCUAACUCUGCGGAUAUUUUACAUGAAAGAGGGAUUGUUAAUUUUAAGUUUAAGGAUUUUGAUGCUGCUGUUGAAGAUCUGUCUGCAUGUGUGAAGCUUGAUGAAGAUAACAAGUCUGCCUACACAUAUUUAGGUCUGGCACUAUCAUCAAUUGGCGAAUACAAAAAGGCCGAGGAGGCACAUUUAAAAUCUAUCCAGCUUGAUCGAAGUUUUGUUGAGGGAUUGGCUCAUUUAACUCAGUUCUACCAAGAUUUAGCAAACUCGGCCAAAGCUUUGGAAUGUGUUCAACAAGUUCUCCAAAUUGACCCAAGGUUUGCAAAAGCUUAUCAUUUGCAUGCAUUACUGCUGCAUGGAAUGGGAGAGCACAGGAAAGCUAUCAAGGAAUUAUCACUUGGCUUGAGUAUUGAAAACUCAAACGUAGAGUGCUUAUAUUUACGAGCUUCAUGCUAUCAUGCUAUUGGAGAGUAUGGAGCCGCGGUUAAGGAUUAUGAUGCAGCACUAGAUAUGGAACUAGAUUCGAUGGAGAAGUUUGUACUUCAAUGCUUAGCUUUUUAUCAGAAGGAACUUGCUUUAUAUACGGCUUCCAAAAUUAAUGGUGAAUUUUGUUGGUUUAAUAUAGAUGGGGAUUUUGAUCCUCUCUUCAAGGAAUACUGGUGCAAAAGGUUGCACCCCAAGCAUGUAUGUGAAAAGGUUUAUAGACAACCUCCUCUUCGUGAUUCCUUAAAACGGGGUAAGCUGAAAAAGCAAGAUUUUUCCAUGACAAAGCAAAAGACAGCUCUUUUAAUGGCUGCUGAUUCAAUCGGCAAGAAGAUUCAAUAUGAUUGUCUUGGAUUCUUACCCAACAGGCGCCAGCAUCGUAUGGCAGGAUUAGCUGCUAUUGAAAUUGCACAAAAGGUUUCAAAAGCAUGGCGUUCUCUGCAGGCUGAAUGGAAACAUUCUAAUAAAAGCCUUUCAAAGUAUGGCAAGAGAACUCGCAGAAGAAUUAACAUGCCCAGUCAAAAUAGAGGUGGUGCUGGUUGUAGUACAAGCAGUUUGUUAGAAACGUCAACUUCAUAUGGUGUUACAGAAGAGAAAUUAUCUGGCCGUCAUAUGAUGUCAUGGCAAGACCUUUACUCUUUGGCUGUCAAAUGGAGACAAAUAUCUGAACCAUGUGAUCCAGUUGUCUGGGUUAAUAAGUUAAGCGAGGAGUUCAACACUGGAUUUGGAUCUCACACACCAUUGAUUCUUGGACAAGCAAAAGUUGUCCGAUACUAUCCAAACUUUGAAAGAACAUUUAAUGCUGCAAAGAUGAUCAUGAAAGAUAAGCUGCAGGUGCACAACAAGGCAAAUGAAAUAAUUGAAUUAUCCAAAGAUGAAAAAUUACAAAAUAUUAUGGAUGCAAAAACGUGUUCUGAUCUUUAUAAAGUGAUUGGUGAGGACUUCUGGUUAGCUACAUGGUGCAACAGUAGUGCAAUUGAGGGGAAGCGGCUUGAAGGGACAAGGAUUACCCUAGUGAAGAUGGGUGAGCAUGGAUAUGAUUUUGCAAUUAAAACGCCAUGCACGCCUUCUAGAUGGGAAGAAUUUGAUGCUGAAAUGACAAUGGCUUGGGAAGCUGUAUGCAAUACUUACAGCGGUGAAACUUUCGGGUCAACUGAUUUUGAUGCGCUUGAAAAUGUUAGAGACGCAAUUUUAAGGAUGACAUACUACUGGUAUAAUUUUAUGCCGCUGUCCAGAGGCUCUGCUGUUGUUGGAUUUAUAGUUUUGCUCGGAUUACUUCUUGCUGCUAAUAUGGAGUUUGAGGGGGAAAUACCAAAAGGGAUACAGGUGGAUUGGGAAGCCAUUCUAAAUUUUGAACCGAGCUCCUUUGUCGAUUCCGUUAAGAGUUGGCUGUAUUCAUCUCUCAAGGUCACAACAUCUUGGAAAGAUUAUCCAGAUGUAGCAUCGACUUUUGCAACAACAGGUUCAGUUGUAGCUGCUCUGAGCUCUUACAAUGAUUGAACUCCUGAAUUAUUAGGAGUGCGAAAAGCUUCCGGGGGCAAAGAAUUAUGUUGGAUAUAUGGAUACUUGUUCAAAUUCACACAAGAUGCCCUUGCAUCGAUACUGACUUAACAAUCUUGUAAGCAUGUAUCUCUGUUGUACUAUUAAUAUAUUGUACAUGUUCACAAAUAAUAUAUUUACAAAGUUGUACGCCCUUCUUGUUCUC
Molecule: messenger RNA, 3659 nt
Organism: Mercurialis annua (annual mercury)
Lineage: Eukaryota; Viridiplantae; Streptophyta; Magnoliopsida; Malpighiales; Euphorbiaceae
Product: suppressor of RPS4-RLD 1
Exons: 24
Coding region: 152-3454 (1100 amino acids)
Biological process (GO): negative regulation of DNA-templated transcription
Molecular function (GO): protein binding
Source: RefSeq, a predicted model, not a curated record